CCCCGUGCAUCGGAAUGGUUAAACGAGAACAUGCAUGGAGGACCCUGAUACGAUGGGGGAGUAGCUGAAGUUGUCUCAGACAGUAAUUCGCUGUGUAACAGUCUCAUUGAAACUCGCACAUAGUGAAUUAAACUGUUAAAUAAGUCUUCACGAGUGGCCGGUGAUGGAAAUAGGGAAGAUGAAAAAAGGGGAAAUCUCUUCGCUCAAGAUGGAGCGCCGUGCACUGGCGGGGCAACAACAUUUAACGCUUCUUUAAUCGGAUGUCAUGUAGUUUUCUCGUCGUUUUGGUGGAUCAUGUAGUAAAGUGUUUGCGCUUGCAUGUAGUAUGAUAUUGAGUCCGAUAUGUCUAAUGUGACGCCGAGUAAAAGCGUGGAGUGGCUGCAACUCGAGUUGGAGUCCGGAGGCACUUCUCUGCUCUUGUUGGACUGUCGUUCACAUGAGCUUUUUGAGUCGUCCCACGUAGAGACCGCCAUAAACCUGGCCAUCCCGGGGCUGAUGCUCAGGCGGUUCAAAAAGGGUAACAUACCCAUCCGGACUAUCAUCCCUAACCACGACGACAAAGAGAAGUUCAAUAAACGGUGUAAGACGGACACCGUGGUCCUGUACGACGAGAGCACCGUGGACUGGCAGGACUGUGGAGCACAAGGGUCGGUGUUGGCUCUACUUCUUCAGAAACUAUGGGAAGACGGCUGUAAAGCAUUUUACUUGGAAGGUGGAUUUGUAAAGUUCCACACAGAGUACCCAGAGCACUGCGAGACCCUCCUCGACAGCUCCUGUCCCAGCUCCUCGCCUCCACUGUCUGUUCUGGGUAUUGGAAAUCUCCGGAUAAGCUCCGAUUGUUCAGAUGGGGAGUCUGAUCGAGAGCCCAACAGUGCAACGGAGUCCGAGGAGAGCCCCGUCCCCAGCAACCAGCCUGCCUUUCCUGUACAGAUCCUACCUUACCUUUACCUGGGCUGUGCCAAAGACUCCACUAACCUAGACGUGCUGGGCCAAUACAACAUCAAGUACAUUCUGAACGUCACACCCAAUCUCCCCAACAUGUUUGAGCAUGACGGCCACUUCAGGUACAAACAGAUUCCAAUUUCGGACCACUGGAGUCAAAACCUGUCACAGUUCUUCCCAGAGGCCAUAUCAUUCAUAGAUGAGGCUCGGUCUCAGCAGUGUGGCAUCCUGGUCCACUGCCUUGCUGGCAUCAGCCGCUCGGUCACCGUCACUGUGGCCUACCUGAUGCAGAGACUCAACCUCUCUCUCAAUGAUGCUUAUGACUUUGUCAAGAGGAAAAAGUCAAACAUUUCCCCCAACUUCAACUUCAUGGGACAACUCCUGGACUUUGAGAGGACACUGGGGCUGCACAGCCCCUGUGAUAACAGAUCCACCAGCAAGGAGCAGCUCUACUUUACUACACCGACCAAUCACAACGUCUUCCAGCUGGACACGCUGGAGUCGACAUGAGGAACGAUUGGACAACCUUUUUUUGUCCUGUCCUUUUGUGUCUUUGUCCUUUGGUGUCUUUGUGUGCUUUUUGAUCGUGUGAGAUGCCUAAUUAGCCGACACAAGCAGUAAGUCAGUUACAGAGUUUGUGCACUGAAAGGAAAUGCAUUGAAAAGUUAGACGAACAAAGCAUGAACGGAGAGACUCUCAGAGCCUGUCCAAACGCCUUAAUAUCUGAUACAAGGGGAAAUGUUGAUGUCCAUACAUGGCGUUUUAUCAAAAGUCAUGUACAGCCAUAACAGCAGGACAUUUCAUAGCUUUUCUAUUAAACAAGGAAUGUUGUUUGACUGUUAUCUGUUGCUCACCAGCUGAUGAGUGGAUACUAUGUUGUCGUAUCAGUUAUGAAUAUUGCCUUGAUGGUCUCUAAGGAGUCUUUGGCCAAUCAGAAUGUUUUCUGGGGACCAAUCCAAAAGAAGUUAUGAUGGUACUCCAGCUGAGGUAAAUAAGCUACUACAGUGAUCCGGCCUCAAAUUAUUGUCCAGUUUUUAUCCUGCUAUGACUGUUUGCAGCACUCUUAAUUAUAGCAGAACUGUUUUGCCACACAAAGCAUCACUUUUCUUUUUUUUCUUUUAACAAUAUCAAGCGGCCACUUUAGGCCAAACAUCACAGAUAAAAACAAAUAUCCUCCUGUACAUUCUGUUGCUUAUAACUGCAUUAUCUGCAUGUGAUUACAUUCUACCAAUGCCCUUUGUUUUGUAACCUUUAGGUCAUAUUGCCUGUUGUUGUGGUUGAGGCCUUUGCCAUACCUUAACACAAUGUUUGUUAGUAACCAGGUCGAGGCAUGGUGUAUAGGACUGGCCUUUUGGAACAAAUGUGUGAGUACCAUAAAGGGUAUAAAGGAAUGGAUGUGCACCUUAGUUUUUGAAUCCCACAGUCUUCAGUCUGCAGCUACUCCCUCUGUGGCACAACAAUGUUAAGGGAAACCUGAUGUGUAAUUAGCUGUUCUCCGUUGCCAGUCUCGUCGCUGAACAAACUCGAGAGUUCAGUGUACGAGAGGGAAUGGAAGGACAUGAGUUUUGAAAAAAAAAAAAAAAUGUGUUCUUACCUCACAGAGAGACAUUUUCAGGGAUUUUUAUACAAGGCAUCUGUAUCUCGUCAUCAUGGCCUCUAAGUGCAUCCAAGGGCUGUUUUUGUUUGGUCUGUUUGUAAAGCUGUACAGAAAAAUGUGGUUGUUACGGGGGACAUUUUUUCAACAAACCAUGAAGGAUGCGAAUGUGACCCCUUUUUUCCACCCUUAUGUAUAGUAUAUGUAAAGCUAAAUGUCCAAGACAUUCUGUACAAGUUUAUACAACAAAUAUAUUGUAUAUUUUUACUUGAA
Molecule: messenger RNA, 2809 nt
Organism: Labrus mixtus (cuckoo wrasse)
Lineage: Eukaryota; Metazoa; Chordata; Actinopteri; Labriformes; Labridae
Product: dual specificity protein phosphatase 7-like
Exons: 3
Coding region: 343-1452 (369 amino acids)
Biological process (GO): negative regulation of MAPK cascade; protein dephosphorylation
Cellular component (GO): cytosol; cytoplasm
Molecular function (GO): MAP kinase tyrosine/serine/threonine phosphatase activity; protein tyrosine/threonine phosphatase activity
Source: RefSeq, a predicted model, not a curated record